AUGCCUCUUGCACUCUGGGCCCAGACCCACUGCUUCACCUCCACCAGGGGAUCACACAGUCUUCAUUACAACCUCACGGUGCUGUCCCGGGAUGGAUCCGUGCAGUCCAGCUUUUUCACUGGGGGACACUUGGAUGGCCAGGCCUUCCUGCACUAUGACCGUGAGUCAGGCAGGGUAGAACCCCGGGGACUGUGGGCAGAAGAGCUGGGAGCUGAGACGUGGGACACAGAGUCCAAGGACUUGACAGAGACCUGGAAGGACCCCAGAGAGCUUCUAGCAGAAAUCCUGGCCCUUCAGGAGGGGAAAGGAGGUGUGAAUUCCCUCCAGGAGAUGGGCUGUGAAAUCCGAGAAGACAACCACGCCUGGGGCUUCAGGUUUCUCUACUAUGAUGGGGAGCUCCUCUCCUGUCACCCAGAAACCCACAGAUGUACAGUGCCCCAGUCCUUGGCUCGGAACUUGGCCAUUGAAAUGGAGAAGUCCUGGGACACAGACGGCUUUCAAAGCAAGUAUUACCAGGCCCACGUGCAGGGAGAGCUUUGUGGAAGACUGCGAGGUUAUUUGGAAUCCUGAACAGGCUUCAGGGAGCGAACAGGGCCCCCAGCCAUGAACGAGGCCCCCAGCCAGGACUCAGAGGGCAUAGUCAACCUCACAUGCUGGGCUUUUGGCUUCUUUCCCCGGAAUAUCUCAGUGACCUGGUUUUGGGAUGAGGAGCACAUGAGCCAGGAGACCCAGCGGUCUGGGGGUGUCCUGCCUGAUGGGAACAGGACCUACUGGACCUGGGUAACCAUAAGAGUUUCCCAAGGAGAGGAGCAGCGUGUCAAGUGCCACGUGGAACACAGCGGGAAUCACAGUGCACACAGCCCUUUCUCAGGAAAGACCCUGGUGCAUCAGAGUCAGUGGCGGACCAUCCUGGGUGUUGCUGCCUUUGCUCUUGUUUUUAUCAUCAGGCUUUGUGUCCUUUGCUGCACGAAGAAGAAGAAGACAGCAUCAGCUGUGGGGAGCCCAGACCUCAUCUAG
Messenger RNA from Mesoplodon densirostris (Blainville's beaked whale), 1017 nucleotides. RefSeq names its product MHC class I polypeptide-related sequence B-like. The record is from RefSeq and is a predicted model, not a curated record. Lineage: Eukaryota; Metazoa; Chordata; Mammalia; Artiodactyla; Ziphiidae. Gene Ontology annotation, molecular function: signaling receptor binding; peptide antigen binding. Gene Ontology annotation, biological process: positive regulation of T cell mediated cytotoxicity; antigen processing and presentation of endogenous peptide antigen via MHC class I via ER pathway, TAP-independent; immune response. Gene Ontology annotation, cellular component: external side of plasma membrane.